AACCGGCGCCAAGCCAUGGGUAUCUCUCGGGACAACUGGCACAGGUGCCGCAAGACCAGAGGCAAGAGGAAGCCCUGCCACAAGAAGCGGAAAUAUGAGCUGGGACGCCCUGCCGCCAACGCGAAGAUUGGACCCCGCCGCAUACACACAGUCCGUGUGCGUGGCAGCAACAAGAAGUACCGGGCGCUGAGGCCGGUGGGCAACUUCUCCUGGGGCUCCGAGUGUUGUACGCGCAAAAGGAGGAUUAUUGAUGUUGUCUGCAACGCAUCCAACAACGAGCUGUUCCACACCAAGGCCCUAGUGAAGAACUGCAUCGUGCUGGUUCACAGCACACCGUACCGACAGUGGUACGAGUCCCACUGCGCACUGCCCCUGGGCCGCAAGAAGGGGGCCAAGCUGACUUCUGAAGAGGAAGAGAUUUUGAACAAAAAACGAUCAAAGAAAAUUCAGAAGAAAUACGAUGAGAGGAAAAAGAAUGCCAAAAUCAGCAGUCUUCUCGAGGAGCAGUUCCAGCAGGGCAAGCAGCUUGCAUGCAUCGCUUCAAGACCAGGUCAGUGCGGUUGAA
Myotis myotis is the source of this 565-nucleotide messenger RNA. Its product is annotated as 40S ribosomal protein S8-like. Bases 16 to 564 code for a protein of 182 amino acids. The transcript has a single exon. The record is from RefSeq and is a predicted model, not a curated record. Lineage: Eukaryota; Metazoa; Chordata; Mammalia; Chiroptera; Vespertilionidae. Gene Ontology annotation, biological process: translation; maturation of SSU-rRNA from tricistronic rRNA transcript (SSU-rRNA, 5.8S rRNA, LSU-rRNA). Gene Ontology annotation, molecular function: structural constituent of ribosome. Gene Ontology annotation, cellular component: ribosome; cytosolic small ribosomal subunit.